UUUUAUGUUUUUAUAUUUACACCCUUCAUUUUACACAUAUUUUUACUUACUGUAACAGACAAUGGACAAGUUUGGUAUGCACAGUCAGACUGAGCAGAUGCAUGCGAGGCAUGUUGGGACAGGAAACGCAGAUACGACCAAGCACCAGUGGUUGACGAACCAGCACCGCGAUACCCUGACACAGUAUGUGACUGACAACAGUUUGGCCACGUAUAUUGCUAUUGCCGAGGGCGAGUCAUUAUCGCGGGUAAAAUUCAACAUGCUGCAGCGGAUGCGCGAGCCCUGUGGACCAACACCAGCGGCCGGAUCGAUCAGACCAAACGAAUGAGUAUUAAAAAAGCCAGUAUGUAUUUAUUUAUAUUAUUUGGUG
Messenger RNA from Kickxella alabastrina, 370 nucleotides. Its product is annotated as splicing factor 3B subunit 5/RDS3 complex subunit 10. The record is from RefSeq and is a predicted model, not a curated record. Gene Ontology annotation, biological process: mRNA splicing, via spliceosome. Gene Ontology annotation, cellular component: precatalytic spliceosome; U2 snRNP. NCBI's taxonomy places the organism in Eukaryota, Fungi, Kickxellomycota, Kickxellomycetes, Kickxellales, Kickxellaceae. The coding region runs from base 62 to 328 and encodes 88 amino acids. The transcript has a single exon.